Messenger RNA from Aspergillus viridinutans, 813 nucleotides. RefSeq names its product F-box protein. The transcript is spliced from 6 exons. Gene Ontology annotation, molecular function: protein binding. Lineage: Eukaryota; Fungi; Ascomycota; Eurotiomycetes; Eurotiales; Aspergillaceae. The coding region runs from base 1 to 813 and encodes 270 amino acids. The record is from RefSeq and is a predicted model, not a curated record.
AUGGACCCGGAAGGGAUUGAGGAGGACUAUUACCGCUACGAAGUUCUGAAGGACUGCGACCUGGGAUGGCUCGACAAACUCCGUGCUCUAGGUGUUAAUCCUGAAGCGCAUGGAAACGACAAGUCUUUUCUCACUGGCAGCGGUCGUUACUGGGAUUGCGGGGGUAUUGAGGUUGCCGCAGGGGAUGAUCCGAACUUCCCCUUCCGCAGUGACUCUGACGCGGUUAUCCCUAUGACUGCUUAUCAUGAUUUUGCCAACAUUGGGGAACCCCAUGUAUUUCCUUUCCAUUCAGUUUGCUACGAGGAUAUCCUCCAGAGGUGUAUCCGCAAGGGAAAGUCUGAGCCGAUCAAGGGAGAUAUACUGUUCAAUGUCUUUGAAGACUUGAAUGGGCAGCGGCACGUCCGACUAGAGCUCAGUUAUGGCGAACCAGGGCCCCCUGCAGAACAGGUCUGGUGCACCGUUAAAGGUCAAGAGCUUUUGGUAGUAAACCCGGUUAAAAUUCCCUGGCUGGACGCCGAUCUUGAUCCUAUCAUAAAUUGCGUGGACAAAAAGGCGGGGCCGAAUCAGCACUCCCAGAAUCAGGAUAUUUUCAAUAGGCUCCCAUCUGAGCUGCGACAAGAGAUCCUUAAGCUCCUUCCAGCUGACUCUAUUCUCACACUGAAGGCUGUUUCAUGGACGAUGCAUACUACUACCCUGUCACCCAUCCUUUGGAAGGACAAGUUGCAACGUGAAAUGCCGUGGCUCUGGGAAAUUGGCGAGAUUGAUACUUUCCAAUCCCAGGAGUCAGAGGCAAAGCUUCUGAGCUACUUCUAA